UAUAUACACAAAGGAAUUUAUUGUAAAUUAAACAAAAAUUUUUUGUUAACUAAAGCUAUUCGCGAUGAAUAAUCAAAGAUUUCAUAUUAAGAUCCAAUUGAAAUUACAAGCCGUUACGUGUCCUGGAGUGUGGUUAUGCAGCCAUGGUUAUUUGGAAGUAACCAUAAAAGCUUUGGGCUACUUCUUUCGGACGGGGGCCAUGGAACCAUAUUUUCCUUUGUUGUGUCAUGACACCUAUAAAAUGGAGGGUUAUUUUAAAAACACUCCCUCCAUUGCUUCAUUGAUUAGUCAAAUGCAAACUGAGCCCCUGGAGAUUACACUGUGGCAAAGUGGGCGAAGAUUGGCAUAUUAUAGAGGGAGUCUCAUGGAUCUAUUACAAAUAUCGGAACCGAAAUUACAUUGUCCCCAUAAUAAUACCAAACAAUUACUGAUGAAGACAACAACAGCGUUCCCGGGUAUAAUUGCACCAAAAGUUGAAUUAACGGCCGACUUUUUCGUGAAGGAUAAGGUGUUCAAUGUUGGAAAUCUUAAUGAGGAAUUGAAAUCAUUUACAUGUCAUCCUCGCAAACCACUGACCAUACCACCCAAAUCGACGAAACAUAAUUGCAAUAUUAAAUCUCAUUGUUAUCAAAGGCCUUGUAUAAUAAAUGCUGAACCCUAUGACGAAUUAGAUCGCUAUGGACCACGUAAACAGAAACCUGUUUGUCAUGCAAGAGAUUUUUCCGGCAAGAGUACAAAACCCUUCGAACCUCUUUUCAAUACAAAUUCAAGGAGAGUAUCAAUUGUUUCUACGUAAGUAUAAAUGGUGUGGAUGUGUGGACCUUCAAAAAAUAAGUCCUAUUCAUUUCAGUUGCUCUUCAAAUAAUACCCAAACUUCGGCGGGAAU
Messenger RNA from Musca domestica (house fly), 886 nucleotides. Its product is annotated as spermatogenesis associated 6-like protein. The record is from RefSeq and is a predicted model, not a curated record. Gene Ontology annotation, molecular function: myosin light chain binding. NCBI's taxonomy places the organism in Eukaryota, Metazoa, Arthropoda, Insecta, Diptera, Muscidae. The transcript has 4 exons. Bases 65 to 796 code for a protein of 243 amino acids. Gene Ontology annotation, biological process: spermatogenesis.